AUGCUAUCUAAAAAGCGAAAGGUGAAUGAAUAUGAUACCGUACAUCUCAGUAAAGAGUGUAGCGCUAUUGUGCAACAAAAACUACUGAUGAAGCACAAGGAUCAGUGGAGUUUCACUAUACCUUGCACCAUCGGUUCUACUUUGAUUGAGCAAGCUCUUUGUGACUUAGGUGCAAGUAUAAAUCUCAUGCCACUCUCGAUCGCCAAGCAUAUUGGGCUAAAUGAAAUUAGUCCCACUACUAUGUCUCUUAUCAUGGCGGAUCAGUCUAUUAAAUAUCCAAGAGGCAUUGUGGAGGACGUUUUGGUGAAGGUUGACAAGUUAGUCUUUCCGGUGGAUUUUGUGUUUCUUGAUAUGGAGGAGGAUUCUAAUAUUCCUAUUAUCUUGGGGAGACCCUUCUUGCUUACCGGACACACUCUUAUUGAUGUUGAAAAGGGUACUCUAGCUUUGCGGAUAGCCGAUGAGCAAGUCACUUUUAAGGUACUUGAUGCUACCAAAUACCCACUUGAUAAUGAUUCUUGUUUUAGAAUUGAUACGCUGGAUCAAAUUCUUGCUUGGACUCAUACAACAAAAUCCAUGAAGGAUCCCCUAAAAACUUGUUUUGAUGCAUGGGGAUGUCUUAAAUGCGUAUGA
Tripterygium wilfordii is the source of this 630-nucleotide messenger RNA. RefSeq lists its product as uncharacterized. NCBI's taxonomy places the organism in Eukaryota, Viridiplantae, Streptophyta, Magnoliopsida, Celastrales, Celastraceae. The record is from RefSeq and is a predicted model, not a curated record. The transcript has a single exon. The coding region runs from base 1 to 630 and encodes 209 amino acids.